Molecule: messenger RNA, 3273 nt
Organism: Penicillium soppii
Lineage: Eukaryota; Fungi; Ascomycota; Eurotiomycetes; Eurotiales; Aspergillaceae
Product: exportin CRM1
Exons: 9
Coding region: 1-3273 (1090 amino acids)
Biological process (GO): ribosomal small subunit export from nucleus; protein export from nucleus; ribosomal large subunit export from nucleus
Cellular component (GO): nucleus; cytoplasm
Molecular function (GO): small GTPase binding; nuclear export signal receptor activity
Source: RefSeq, a predicted model, not a curated record
AUGUCGAUUUCAGUGCAAGAGCUGGACAACACGGUCCGAGCUUUGUUUGAAGGCAAAGGAGAAAUUCAAAACCAAGCCCAGCAGACCUUGACAGAGUUUAAGCAGAACCCCGAUGCUUGGGUCACCGUGGGCAAUAUCCUCCAAGAGGCCUCAUAUCUUCAAACCAAAUACAUUGCCCUUCAAGUACUUGACAAUGUGAUCAUGACCCGGUGGAAGGUUCUACCACGGGAACAAUGCCAGGGCAUUCGUAACUUCAUCGUGAAGUUCAUUCUCGAGAACUCCGAAACAGAGGAGAAGAUCCAAGCUGAACGUCCCCUCUUGAACAAGCUCAAUCUAGUCCUCGUCUCCAUUCUGAAACAGGAAUGGCCUCACAAUUGGCCUACUUUCAUCAACGAGAUCAUCUCCUCCUGCCACGCCGGCCUUUCAAUCUGCGAGAACAACAUGACCAUUCUUCGUCUCCUGUCCGAGGAAGUCUUUGACUUUUCCCAAGAUCAAAUGACAUCCGCCAAAGCACGAAACCUGAAAACGUCCAUGACAUCGGAAUUCGCAUCGAUUUUCCAACUCUGUUCCGAAGUUCUGAACACUGCGAACCAGCCCAGUCUGGUCAAAGCCACCCUCGAAACACUUUUGCGAUUUUUGAACUGGAUUCCGUUGGGCUACAUCUUCGAAACCCCCAUUAUCAAUACCCUCCUCACUCGAUUCCUUGGUGAACCCGAGUUCCGCAAUGUGACCCUGAAGUGCCUGACCGAGAUUGGCGGCUUGCAGAUUGGUACUCCCUACAACUAUGAUGAGCGAUUGGUGCACAUGUUCACCGAGACACUCACUACCGUGUCUAAUGUCAUUCCUUUGUCCCUGGAUUUGAAGCAGACAUAUGCCAUGAGCAACGGAAGAGACCAAGAGUUUGUAUCAAACCUGGCCUUGUUCCUUUCGAGCUUCUUUAGUGCCCACCUAGAUCUCAUUGAGAAGUUGCCGAACCAAGACUACCUCACCCACUCACAUUUCUAUAUGAUCCGGAUCAGCCAGAUUGAUGAUCGGGAGGUGUUCAAGAUCUGCCUGGAUUACUGGACCAAGUUGGUGCAAGAACUCUACGAAGAGAUGCAGCAGCUCCCCAUCACGGAUAUCAACCCGCUGGUAUCAAUGAGCGUCAGUGGUUUAGCCAAUGGCGGUGCCCCCAAUCCUAGUACCCUCGCCGGUUACCCACUGCGCAAACACAAAUAUGAGACUGUGCUCACAAACCUCCGCACUGUGAUGAUUGAGAAGAUGGUCCGCCCGGAGGAGGUUCUCGUGGUUGAAAAUGAUGAGGGUGAAAUUGUGCGUGAAUUUGUCAAGGAGAGCGAUACCAUCCAGCUUUACAAGACGAUACGCGAGUGUUUGGUCUACCUCACCCACUUGGAUGUGGUUGAUACUGAGACCAUCAUGAUCGACAAACUGGCUAAGCAGGUUGACGGUACAGAAUGGUCGUGGGUGAACUGCAACACGCUGUGCUGGGCAAUUGGUUCCAUCUCUGGUGCUAUGAACGAAGAGACAGAGAAGCGCUUCCUGGUUACUGUGAUCAAGGAUCUGCUUGGCCUUACAGAGCAGAAGCGUGGAAAGGAUAAUAAGGCGGUGGUGGCGAGUAACAUCAUGUACAUUGUGGGACAAUACCCCCGGUUCCUGAAGGCCCACUGGAAGUUCCUCAAAACCGUUGUUAACAAGCUUUUCGAGUUCAUGCAUGAAACACAUGAAGGUGUUCAAGACAUGGCUUGUGAUACGUUCAUCAAGAUCGCAAACAAGUGCAGACGGCACUUUGUGGCCCUCCAGCCAGGAGAGAAUGAACCUUUUAUUGAAGAAAUUGUCCGCAACAUGAGAAAGAUCACCAUGGAUCUUUCUCCCCAACAGAUCCACACUUUCUACGAAGCCUGCGGCUACAUGAUCUCUGCCCAAGGUCAAAAGAGUCUCCAAGAUCGCCUGACUGAAAAUUUGAUGGCACUCCCUAACUCUGCCUGGGAUGCGAUUAUUGCGGAAGCCAACCAAAAUCCGGCAAUUCUCCAAGAUGGCAACACCAUCAAGAUCGUCGGAAACAUUAUGAAGACCAAUGUCGCCGCUUGUUCCUCAAUUGGUACCUACUUCUCUUCCCAAAUUGGUCGCAUCUACCACGACAUGUUGAACAUGUACCGUGCUGCCAGUCAGCUGAUCAAUGAUGCUGUUGCAAAUGAUGGUAAUUAUUUCCGCCUAUUCGCGAAUGCCUGGGCUGUCACUAACACAUGGCAGGAGCCAUCGCACCGAAAAACCCCCAAGGUCCGAGGACUUCGGACUAUUAAGAAAGAAAUCCUGAAGCUCAUUGACACCUAUGUGGACAAGUCGGAUGAUCUUGAUAUGGUUAAUACCAGUAUGGUGCCCCCGCUUAUGGAGGCCGUAUUGAUUGAUUAUGCCCGCAACGUUCCCGAUGCACGAGAGGCCGAGGUCUUGAAUGCCAUGACCACGAUUAUCCAUAAGCUUCAUAAUUUGAUGGAGGACAAGAUCCCAGCCAUCAUGGACAGUGUUUUCAACUGCACUCUGGAGAUGAUUAACAAGGACUUCCACGAAUAUCCCGAGCACCGCGUCGAAUUUUUCAAACUACUUCAGGCCGUCAACCUAUACUGUUUCCAGGCACUUCUGAAGCUCGAUGCUGCACAGUUCAAGUUUGUCAUCGACUCAUGCAUGUGGGCCUCGAAGCACGACAACCGUGAAGUCGAGAACACUGGUCUCACGAUGUGUUUGGAGCUGAUGAACAACAUGGCUGAAACUGACCCGCAAACUUCGAGCAUUUUCUUCCGCCAGUUCUACAUUUCGAUCCUCCAGGAUGUGUUCUUUGUUCUGACCGAUAGUGAUCACAAGGCCGGGUUCAAAUCUCAGGCUUUACUUUUGUCACGCAUGUUCUACUUUGUUGAGUCUGGCAAGAUCCAGGAGCCUAUCUAUUCUACCGACCAAGCUCCGAUUGGCACCUCCAACAAAGACUUCUUGCAAGAAUAUAUUGCAAACUUGCUUAAGAAUGCUUUCAGUAAUCUUCAAGAAGCACAAAUCAAGCAGUUUGUCCUCGGACUAUUUGCCUACACUGAUGACUUGAACAAGUUCAAAACUCAUCUCCGUGACUUCUUGAUUUCCCUCAAGGAGUUCUCUGAUGACAACGCGGAGCUCUACGCGGAGGAGAGAGAACAAGCGGUUCGUGACGCCCAAACUGCCGAGCGAGAUCGUGCCAUGAAGGUAGGAGGCUUGUUGAAGCCAUCGGAGAUGGAAGCUGAAGAUGAGCUAUGA